Molecule: messenger RNA, 2015 nt
Organism: Solenopsis invicta (red fire ant)
Lineage: Eukaryota; Metazoa; Arthropoda; Insecta; Hymenoptera; Formicidae
Exons: 6
Coding region: 706-1584 (292 amino acids)
Source: RefSeq, a predicted model, not a curated record
AACCUAGUCCGUGCAAGGAAACAAUAUUAAAUAUAUCUUUGCUGUGUAUCACUGUGUAUCACUAAAGUUCAUCAUGUAUAAUUAUAAAUAUCAUGCAUGGUUGACAGAAUGUGCAAAUUUCAUUCGAAAAGGAAAUCGGGAAAGGAACGUAACUCAUGCAGUUAUUUUCGGUGCUUUCCAUCAACGUACACAGACGGCACUGUGUUACACAGUGUCAACUUUAGAGCGUUCCAACAACGACACAAUAUGACACUACGUGACACGACGAAAAGAUGAGUUUUGCAGUGUUGUGUCGCUAGGAGUACCAACCAUGAAACAAAAAAAAUCAUGUUUUUUGUAGUGGCAUCAUAUUUAUACAUUUUGCGAUAUAACCUCCGUAGUAAAAGCUAACAAAAUAUUGUUACAUGUAUACAAAAUUCGCGAAAGCUGCCAAUUUUUAUUUUUUUAAAGUUUUUUUACGAUUUGUUGUGUUAAAUAUAACUACUUCAUUUGACAUUAUUUAACAGCGAUGGAUGAAAGAAGAGAUGAAGAUCAAAGAAGGUUCAACAUUUGGUUUAAAAUAAAUGACAAUGAUCCUAUUAAAAUCAUUGACUUAAAAAUUAGCACGUAUGUGCGUUUAAAAAUACGAGAGUAAAAAUUCCAUCCGAAGGACUUUUGAGUACCAAUCACGCCAACUAUCAUUCACUAGCAGUAGAUUCCAGCAGCAUGGAAAAAACAAUUGAGUGGCUUACUUGCAAACAUUGUUCAGAAAAUAUUAAUUCGUUAGACAUGGUUCCAAAGCACAAGUGUUUUAUUGGAGAAGAAGUAUUUAUGGAUGGAAAUCAAAUGCUUUUUAAAGUAGAAAAUGCUGAUGAUACUGAGUACAAUGAUAUUGCAAAUAAUGAUGAGAUAUCAGCAACAGAACAAAACGAUAUAAAAAAAUCAAGUAUAUAUGCAGUUUGGAACAAACAUUCAACAUUGGCUGUUCUUAGCUUGUACGAAGCAAAUCUCCACAUGUUGGACAAUCCAAAGAAAAAAACCAAAAUAUGGGCCAGCAUAGCAGAUGGCUUAAAAGGUUUUGGUAUUGAGGUAAUACAUAUGUCGACUGAUCAAAUUCGUUGGAAGAUAAAUGCAUUAACUAAAAAAUAUAAAGAAUGCAUAGGUAAUAAUCGAAAAUCGGGGCGCAGUCCUAUGUCAUUCGAAUAUUUUGACCAAAUGCAAGAGAUUCUUGGUAAAGAUAAUGAAGCAAAUAUUUGUCACACUCGCUCAUCUAACCUUCCAAAAAAAAAUAUAAUUAAUACAUCUCCGAAAGUUCCAUGUUUGAAUAGUUCAAAAGAAACUGAACUUGAAGUUGUAAGCUCACAUAGCAGUACCUCUUCAUCUAGUUUUUCAACAAAUAAUUUACGCACACAUAUAAAUUCGACAAAAAAGAAAAAUCCAAUUGAAAAAAAAACGCGUCCGUUACAUGGAAGUGGAUCCAAUAACGCAAAAAUAAAAAAUGAAUUAGGAAAGCAUUGGCUGGAAUAUCUUCAGGGCGAAGAGAAACGUCGUGAGGAACGUGACGCUAAGUUGUCUAAAUUAUUAGAAAAAAAACGGAAGCAAUAAAUAUACGAAAACGACAGCUUGAAAUGCACGAAAAAGAAUUAGAUAAUAGAAAAAUAAUAGCUGCGAAAAAAUUAAAAUGCAAAGAACAUCGGCAUGAGGAAAUGAUGGCAAUUGAAAGAGAAAAAUGUAAAUUAUUGAAAAAAUUUUUAUAUGAUAAAGAAAAUGUUACACAAUCUAGUGAUUCAGAUAAUAACUAAUUUUAGAUUUACUUUUAUUUAACAUUUUUAGUUGUUUAAUUUUUCUUAUGUUUCAUUUUAUUAAAGUACAGUACAAAGUUCAAAAUGUAUUUAAUGAGUAUGUUACUUUUAUUUUAUACAUUAUAAUCUUUAAUUUUCUAUUAUUUAUUUGUGCUGUGAUCAAAUAUGGUUUAUUUUGUUACGAGAGAAUUGUCUAAAAUGUUGGUUAUUCAAUAAAAGAAAUAUAAUAAAGCA